Messenger RNA from Exophiala dermatitidis NIH/UT8656, 1392 nucleotides. RefSeq lists its product as uncharacterized. Gene Ontology annotation, molecular function: protein binding. Bases 1 to 1392 code for a protein of 463 amino acids. Lineage: Eukaryota; Fungi; Ascomycota; Eurotiomycetes; Chaetothyriales; Herpotrichiellaceae. The record is from RefSeq and is a predicted model, not a curated record. The transcript has a single exon.
AUGUCUACAUCCGAACCGCAUGAGAUUCCGGAGGGGCUGGAACAGGACGAUCUCCUAGACGCCGAGGAAGCCGACGAAGAGAUUGUCAAGGAUGAUGACCACCCUAUGGAGGAGGACGAUGAAGACUUUGAAGAUGAGGAGAUACAAUUGCAAAACGAUUCUGUCGCACACUUCGACGCUCAUACAGAUAGCAUCUUCUGUAUCGCGCAACACCCCGCAAACCCAUCCAUCGUAAUCACCGGAGGCGGCGACGAUGUUGCCUAUAUCUUUGACACUUCGAUCGCACAAACGGCCACUUCCCAACCUCAAGGCGAACGGAAGAGCCUCGCGCCCCUUCAGAAACUCGACGGUCACACCGACUCGGUCAAUGCCGUAACAUUUACACUCCCACGGGGUGAGUAUGUCGUGACGGCCGGUCUGGACGGGAAGCUGCGGGCAUGGAAGAGUGAGGACGCUUCAGCACAAAAGUGGGCAUUCAUUGCGGAAGCUUCAGAAGUUCAAGAAAUCAACUGGGUGGCCGCAUCGCCGAAUACCGAGCACGAGAAUGUUGUUGCUCUAGGUGCCAAUGAUGGUUCUGUCUGGGUAUACCAGAUUAAUGCGGCCGACUCGGGCAGCCCAUUGACAAUAGUCCAAGCCUACUACUUACACACCGAAUCCUGCACAGCGGGUGCAUGGACACCGGAUGGUACUCUCCUGGCAACUGUGGCCGAAGAUGGAAGUCUGUAUGUCUGGGACGUCUUCUCAACUGGUCAGGCGGUUGUGACCUGCACAGCUGCUGACGCACGGUUCGAAGUCGAGGGUGGACUUUACAGUGUGGCAUGCACCUCAUCUAUCGUCGCUGUUGGUGGCGCCGGCGGAAAUAUCAAAGUGGUUGGUCUGCCACAGCCAGCCGAUCAUGCAAAGAAAAAUGCAAAGGGCGCCGGUGCGUCUCGUCAACAAGCCUCGUCUGCAGGCCAGUUGCUGGCCUCGUUACAAGCACAGACUGAUGGUGUCGAGACUCUGUCAUUCUCGUCUCCACCGCUCACCAUCCUGGCUGCAGGCAGUGUCGACGGCUCCAUCGCUUUGUUCGAUACAGCGCAUCGUUUUGCCCUACGCCGACAUAUUAAGGAGGCACAUGAAGAUUAUGCGGUGGUCAAAGUCGACUUUGUGCGCAACCCGCAACGUGGAGGCUGGCUGCUGACCAGUGCGGGAAUGGAUGGGGUAUUGAGGCGGUGGGAUGUCCGCGGGGGAACCACUGCAGCAGGACAAGGCUUUCUACAGGAAUGGAGAGGCCAUAGAGGAGAAGGUGAAGGCGGUGGAAUUCUGGGCUUUGUACAAGGAGGGGGCGGCUCCAGGAUUGUCACAGCGGGUGAUGAUGGUGUAGCAUUGGUCUUCCGAGCAGAGAUCGCAUAA